UCAAAGCCUAUCGUAACCAAGACAAUAUCGAUUUUGAAAUACUUUUAAUAUUUCUUGUCUUUAACAUUAAUGAUCUAAUCCGAAGCUUUGAAUGUUUUUGUAAAUUAAGUAUAUACAUAAUGGAGUACGAUUUAUCACGGAUUGAUUACACCCUCUGCGGAAUUACAUACCCGGAAACUUUAAAAAUACUACCCAGUUUAGGCGAUAAAGUACAACAAAAAUUUGCAGUUGGUGAUAAAAGCGGUGUUUUUCAAUGCCUGGCGAUAAAAGACGAAGAACCUGUCAUUCAAUUUAAGACAUUGCCGGGAAAACCCAUUACUUCUGUGCAACUAGCGAUUUCUACGGGUACAAAUGUAGAUAAAAUUUUUGCAGCGUCAGGGAACGAAGUAAAGGGUUAUACUAGGAAGGGGAAGGUGUUUUUGACGAUCGAAUCUCCAGUGUCUGAAACAAUAACAUCUAUGUGUGUUCUCGGCAGCGAUUUGAUAUUAUGCAGUGGACGUACAAUAACUUAUUGUAAAGAUUUUCGUGAAAUAACAACUUUCAUGUGUGAAGAUAGGGUGUUGGAUGCUGCUUCAUUCAAAGCUCCAAAUAGCAAUCGUGUACGAUUACUUCUGCUUAUUGCCAAUAAAGGAGCUGUGAUUGUGGAAAAUGGUCAUGUCAUUACGCGCAUGUAUAUUCAAUCGGGACCAUCCCGCCUUUUAGUACCUCAGUCAAUACGUGCCACUGAUAUCUGUGCAUUUUAUGGAGCCGCAGAUGGAUCUCUAGGAUUAAUUUCAUAUAAUGAUUAAGUCAUAAUUUCUUUUCAAAGGUCACAAUUAUCAAGUAAAUGCUUGGAAGAAGGACAAGGACUAGGAUCGGUUAUGUGUGUAGGUUGGUUUUACAAUCAUGUUGGAACACAUCUUGCUGUUGGUCGUCACGAUGGCUCUAUACAACUCUAUCUCAUAAAUGCUGACAAAUUAGAGGACAAAUUGCAUCUUAAGUUUACAUAUUUUUGCGGAGAACCAGUUACAUCAAUUUCUGGAGGAUGCAUUGGUACCGAUGAACCCGAAUUAUUGGCAGCCACAUUCUCCGGUAGAGUCUUUGGACUAAGACCUCGUCGUCUUCUAUCAUCUUCAUCUGUUCUUAACAAUAUUCCCGCGGAUGCUCUUGCGUCACGAAGACUAAAGCUAGAAAAUGAAGUUGCCCGUUUAGAAAAGCAAACCGCAAAUGAACGAGAAAAGUAUCAAAAAAGUACACGAUCACUACAAAGCGGCCUAUCGAUGCCACCCUUGUUGGAUAUACAACAUGAGUUAACGGGAGCUACGAAAAAUGGUUGGCAAGAAGCUAGAAUAAUAUCUGCGCUACCGCUUGACAUGCUAUUUAUAUAUUGCAAUAAUAAACUUGAAAUACAAACAGAAAGUGCAGCCGUUCUUAGCAUUUGCCCGUCUCAGGACCGAAGAUCUCCGGAAUUAUUAGCCACAAUAAGAUGUCAAGCUGGAACGAGGCGUUUAUGGAUACAAAUGCGAUAUUUUAACGACAUUUCAAUAACGGAAAGUGUAACAGUUUUUGUAUACGUUUUGCCAUCAGGAGCACCACGAGUGGCGAGACUCGUAAAAUUUAAAUUACCCGUUUUGCCGCACUAUUCGCUGCAUGCGGAUGAAAAUUUAGAAGAAUCUAAAAGGUGUUUUAGCGAAAUUCGAGUGAGGGGUAGUUUCUCAGUAGCUGAAGUAACGUCGUGGCUUAGCGAAGCUUUGCCAGAAGCGCUUCCCAAACCUUCUAAUAAUGUAUAUUUUCUUCGAGCUCAUGCACUUGUAGGAACAUUGUUAAUUUGUCAAUACCAGCGCAGCUCAGCAACUUUUAGAUCUGAUAAUAUAUCAACUUUGGUUCAAUUACGAGAUAUUAUUUUAAACUGUACUGUGAAAAAGGGAUUAAGAGUUGAUAUUGUGUGUGAUGUACCAGAGUAUUGUUGUGUUAUAGCUUUCAGAAGUAUUAAAGAUCUGUUAAUAAGAGAAUAUGAAAAAAGACAACAAUUAAGAUUAAAAGAAGCCUUGAGCUCUUUAGAUUUAGAUGCAAAUACAAUAAGCAGUGAAGGAAAAUCAUUAAUUUGUAGUGAUUAUCUACGGAUAUUGACAUCAUCAGAAACUUCAACUGAAACUUGUUUUGAGGAAAUAUCAUCAGCCAUAGAGGAUUGGUAUAAGGAUUGGUGCAAACUAUCUAUGCAAAAAAAAUUUGACAACAAUGACCUAAUUCAACUUAAAGAAGCUUUGCAGAAAUGCAGAUUGGAAUCUAUUGAAGAAAUAUUUUCAAUUAAAAAACAGGAUCAUUAAAAUUGUA
This is a messenger RNA of Zerene cesonia (dogface butterfly), 2313 nucleotides long. Its product is annotated as Bardet-Biedl syndrome 7 protein homolog. Gene Ontology annotation, cellular component: membrane; axoneme; ciliary basal body. NCBI's taxonomy places the organism in Eukaryota, Metazoa, Arthropoda, Insecta, Lepidoptera, Pieridae. Gene Ontology annotation, biological process: intracellular protein localization; cilium assembly; intracellular transport. The transcript is spliced from 15 exons. Gene Ontology annotation, molecular function: protein binding. The record is from RefSeq and is a predicted model, not a curated record.